This is a messenger RNA of Erinaceus europaeus (western European hedgehog), 1526 nucleotides long. It is a transcript of the gene GALNTL5, whose product is annotated as polypeptide N-acetylgalactosaminyltransferase like 5. The coding region runs from base 86 to 1426 and encodes 446 amino acids. Lineage: Eukaryota; Metazoa; Chordata; Mammalia; Eulipotyphla; Erinaceidae. Gene Ontology annotation, cellular component: Golgi apparatus. The transcript has 8 exons. The record is from RefSeq and is a predicted model, not a curated record. Gene Ontology annotation, biological process: spermatid development.
UUCUGUCCUGUCCUAGAACAAGAACUCACAGCCUGGACCAUCAAGCUGUCUCCCGCAGCGUCUCUGGGAGAGAUGCAAACUGAGGAUGAGGGGUGCCACCAGCCAGUGCGUGCUCCUGGGCUCCCUGGCCUGCGGGUUGUGGCUGGCGCUGCUUCUGGCCUACCUGCUCCGUAACCUGGGCACUGAGCAGCUGGCCGGCGAGGACCCUGGCACGGUGUGGCUGCUCGGAGACAGGCGGCCAGCUCCCCACCCUGCAGCAUGGCUGCCGGCCCCCCAGGAGAGGUUUGGGAGACCCAGGGAGGAGGAGGAGCUGGACGAGGAGAGGCUGGAGAUGAGUCCGGGCAACAAGAGAAUUCUCUACGUACCGUCAGAUCUAAAUGACGAAGCCCUGACUUUCGGAUUCAACGUCACCAAGAGCAGAGUCCUGGGCGAUGAGAGAGAAGUGUCUGACACCAGGAAUGAGAUGUGCCGUAAGAAAAGGUACCCAUACCACCUGCCCAUGGCCAGCGUCGUCAUCUGCUUCCACAAUGAAGAGCUUCACGCCUUGCUCCGCACGGUGUCCAGUGUCAUCGCCCGAACCCCAGCUCACCUCCUGGAGGAGAUCAUUUUGGUGGAUGACUACAGUGACCUCAAUGACUUGAAAGAAGAACUUGGCCAUCGUCUGGAGAAAUUCUGGAGAGAGGUUAAGUUCAUCAGGAACAAAAGGAGAGAGGGGCUGAUUCGGUCCAGGAUGAUCGGUGCGUCUUCUGCUUCAGGGGACGUGCUGGUGUUUCUGGACAGUCACUGUGAAGUGAACCAAGUGUGGCUGGAACCCCUGCUGGACGCCAUCGCCAAGGACCCCCAGAUGGUUGUGUGUCCUCUGAUCGAUGUCAUCGACUCUGUCACCCUGCAGCUCCGGCCUUCCCCGCUUGUCCGGGGAGCCUUCAACUGGCAUCUACAAUUCCAGUGGGAUCACGUGUUCUCUUAUGAGAUAGAGGGACCAGAAGGGCCGACCACGCUCAUCCGGUCCCCUGCCAUGGCCGGUGGGAUCUUUGCUAUCAACAGACGUUACUUCAGUGACAUCGGUCAGUACGACCGGGGGAUGGACCUCUGGGGAGGAGAGAAUGUGGAACUUUCGCUCAGGGUCUGGAUGUGCGGGGGCCGGCUGUACGUGGUACCCUGCUCCCGCGUGGGCCACAUCGCCAAGCAGCCCGUCCAGUACAAGCAGGCGCUUCUGCAGGCCAUGGACCGGAACACCGUGCGGCUGGUGCACGUGUGGCUGGACGGGCACAAGGAGCAGUUUUUCCGACGAAGGCCGGAUCUGAAGUCCAUCGCCUACGGGAACGUCACUGAGCGCUUCGAGUUACGGAGACAGCUGGGCUGCAGGUCUUUCCAGUGGUACCUGGACACAGUCUACCCAGAACUGGAGUCGCUGAUGCUCAGCUGAGAAAAAGCAAAUGGAUCAUUUCACUGAGGCUGAAUCACGCAGCCAGUCCCCCGACACAGAGAAGAGUGCAGGCCCAGAACACCCUAAAGCUGUGGGAGCG